Larimichthys crocea (large yellow croaker) is the source of this 5586-nucleotide messenger RNA. It is a transcript of the gene robo3, whose product is annotated as roundabout, axon guidance receptor, homolog 3 (Drosophila). NCBI's taxonomy places the organism in Eukaryota, Metazoa, Chordata, Actinopteri, Sciaenidae. The transcript is spliced from 28 exons. Bases 503 to 4732 code for a protein of 1409 amino acids. The record is from RefSeq and is a predicted model, not a curated record. Gene Ontology annotation, molecular function: protein binding.
UGUGAUGAGGCUGCUGGAGUUAAUUCAUUCCCAGUAACGGAGCAGAGGAGCUGCAGGAGUCAGGAGCGGUGUGUUUGACAAAGUGAAGAGUUCUCCUGUGCGCACACUUUCAGGACUAACUCACUCUGAGAGGAAACGGCUUUCAACGUUUCUCCUCUUUGAUAUUAACGUAAAAAAAAAAAAAAAAACGGGACUUGACUUGAGCGUCCGGGGCGCUCCCCGGCCAGCCGCGCACUCACAGCCGCCUCUGCGCUCAUCACCUGCGGCUUGCUUCUCGCGGACCCUCCGCUGGUUGGACUUGUGGAGAAAAAAAAAGUUCCCCGUGCUGGAUGUCUGAACUUCUGGUUUAAUUGUGCGGCGGCUGAGAUGCUGCCCGUGGAGUUUGAUGCGGUUUGCGGAGGUUUCAUCCCAUAGACUGGAAAUCAUUCUCACUGUGUGUGUUUGGAUAUACCACCAGCCCGUCUCACAAAACAGUGAAGACUGAAAAAAAUCAGAGUGUAUAAUGGAGUACCGCCACACUUUGGUUCCCCUACUGGUUUUAUUUGCACUCAGAACUUUGGCAUAUGGAUCGCGGCCCAGGUUGGAGGAUGCAGCUCCACGCAUCAUAGAACACCCGUCCGACCUGAUCGUCUCCAAGGGCGAGCCCGCCACCCUUAACUGCAAGGCGGAAGGUCGACCGACCCCGAUGGUGGAAUGGUACAAAGACGGCGAGCGUGUCGAGACGGACCGGGAGGACCCUCGAUCCCACAGGAUGCUCUUACCCAGUGGCUCCCUCUUCUUCCUGCGAAUCGUACACGGGCGGCGAAGCAAACCGGACGAGGGCGUCUACGUGUGCGUGGCGCGAAACUACCUGGGCGAGGCGGUCAGUCGCAAUGCAUCGCUGGAGGUGGCAAUUCUGAGAGACGACUUCCGUCAAACGCCCAGUGAUGUGGUGGUAGCAGCAGGUGAGCCAGCCGUCAUGGAGUGCAUCCCCCCCAGAGGCCACCCUGAACCCACCAUCUCUUGGAAGAGGAACAACAUCCGAGUCAAUGACCGAGAUGAGAGGAUCACUAUCCGCGGAGGCAAGCUGAUGAUUUCCAACACCAGGAAAAGUGAUGCUGGCAUGUAUGUGUGUGUUGGAACCAACAUGGUUGGAGAGAAAGACAGUGAUCCCGCCGAACUGGUGGUGUUUGAGAGGCCAGUGUUCACCAAACAGCCGGUGAACCAGGUGGUGUUGGCAGACGAUACGGUGGACUUCUUCUGCGAGGUGCACGGAGACCCGCCACCGACUGUCCGCUGGCGGAGAGAGGAGGGAGAGUUGCCCCGGGGCAGGUUCGAGAUCCGCAGCGACAACAGCCUUCGUCUGACCCAGGUCCGAGGUGAGGACGAGGGCACUUACACCUGCGUGUCAGAGAACAGCGUGGGCAAAGCCGAAGCAUCGGGUACCCUGCAAGUGCACGGCGGCCCAUCCAUGCCACCUCAGAUCGUGGUUCGACCGCGGGACCAGAUCACAGCUCCGGGUCGCACCGUGACCUUCCUCUGCGGCACCAAAGGAAACCCUCCGCCUGCUGUCUUUUGGCAAAAGGAAGGCAGCCAGAUCUUGCUGUUCCCCAUCCAGGAGCCGUCACAGUCGGGUCGUUUCUCCGUGUCGCUGAGCGGCGAGCUGACCAUCACGGACGUCCAGGUCGAGGACUCGGGCUAUUACAUCUGCCAGGCGAUCAGCGUGGCCGGCAGCAUCCUGACCAAAGCCCUGCUGGAGGUGGAGAGCGCACCUUCGGACCGCAUCCCACCCAUCAUCCGCCAGGGACCAGCCAAUCACACUUUAGCUCCCGGUUCCACCACUCAGUUACACUGCCACAUCAUGGGCAACCCCAUCCCCAGCAUCCAGUGGGAAAAGGACGGGCAGAGAAUCCUGGGAAACGACGGUCGAAUCAGCCUGAUGGAAAACGGGACCUUCCAGAUCAUCAAUCUUCAGGAAACGGACUCUGGGGUUUACACCUGCCUGGCUUCCAGCUCCAGUGGAGAGACGAGUUGGAGUGGAGUGCUCACAGUCAAAGAGAGUGCAGACUCGUCGGCGGCUCAGACCGCGGAGCCCUUCCAGUUGCCAGGUCCGCCGCACAAACCCAUAGUCACAGACGUGUCCAAGAACAGCGUCUCCCUGACCUGGCAACCCAAUGCCCACGAGGGAGGAGCCGCCGUCACCUCUUAUAUCAUCGAGGCGUUCAGCCAAUCAGCAGGCAGCACGUGGCAGACUGUGGCCGACAUGGUCAAAAUGGAAACGCACACAAUCACCGGCCUUCUCCCGAACACCAUCUACCUGUUCAUCGUCCGAGCUGUCAACGCCUACGGCCUGAGCGACCCGAGCCCCAUCUCAGAGCCUGUCAGGACUCAAGAUGUGAGUCCUACAGGUCAGGGAGUGGACCACAGGCAGGUGCAGAGGGAGCUGGGAGAGGUGGCCGUCCAGCUGCAAGAUCCCGUCACGCUGACGACAGCUUCCAUCCGAGUAUCCUGGACUGUUGACCGGCAGUCUCAGUUCGUCCAAGGCUACCGCCUCUUCUACCGUCCCAGCGGCGGAACCUGGCUCCUCCAGGACAUCAACUCCCCCUCGGAGCGCAGCACCGUCCUCACCGCCCUGCUGAAAGGAACCGAGUACGAGAUAAAGAUCCGUCCCUAUUUCGACGAAUUCCAGGGCAAGGACAGCCGAACGCUGCUAGUUCGGACACCAGAAGAAGUCCCCAGUGCCCCGCCGAGAGCUGUUACAGUAGCAACGGUGAAGCUGAGCAACAGCACCGCCAUCAGCGUCACCUGGGAGCCUCCACCCAGCCGCAUGCAGAACGGCAUCAUCCAGGAGUACAGGGUUUGGUGUGCGGGCAGCGGCGGCUCCGACAAUCAGACCCGUUACCACGUCAACCGGACCGUGGACGGGAACGUGUUGUCCACGGUGCUGAGAGGCCUGAUACCCGGCGUGCUCUACCAGGUGGAGGUGGCGGCGGUGACCGGCGCCGGCAUCGGCACUCGCAGUCAGCCCGUGUCCGUCCUCAUCAAGCCGCCGGCCGAACAGCCGUCUACGCCAGGCGGCGGAGGCGCCGGCACCGGCGACGGCGGCGAGGAGAGCAGCGUCAGUCUGGCCGAGCAGAUCACCGACGUGGUCAAGCAGCCGGCGUUCAUCGCGGGCAUCGGCGGAGCCUGCUGGGUCAUCCUCAUGGGCUUCAGCGUCUGGAUCUACUGCCGGCGCAAGAAGAGGAAGGAGCUGAGCCACUACACCGCCUCCUUCGCCUACACGCCAGCAGUUGGUUUUCCUCAUGGAGAGGCAUCAGGACUCAACGGACGGCCCGGCGUGCUCGGAGGCAACAUGGGCAACUACCCGUGGCUUGCAGACUCUUGGCCCACCACCAACCUGGUCCACAGCGGUAAAGAGGCCGUCAACUGCUGCACCACCAAUCACGACACAGCUGAGAGAUACUACAAUGAAGCCGGCAUCUCCAACUACUUGAACCAGACAGAGAAGUACAGCAUGGGCGGCUCCACCGAAGGUCCUAUCUAUAGCACCAUCGACGCCACCAGCGAGGACCUGCACGGCUUCACCUACGCCCAGCACACCUCCACCACCCCCUACGCCUCCACCUCCAUCAUGCCUUUCACCAACCAGACACAGGCGCCAGCACACGGCGGCGAGCAGCAGCCGGAUGACGGACACUGGAUCACCCAGCCGGGGCCCUCCGGAGCUCAGUACGCCCAGCCGGACCGCUGCAAUGGAAAGCCCAAGCAGAAGGCGAUGGGUAAGGCUGUCAAGACCCCGUCUCUGACCUGGAUGGAGGCGUUGCCCCCACCUCCUCCAAUCGGAGAGCUGGAACAGUGUGAGCAGGACGAGGAGCCCCUGGAGCACGAGGACAUGGACUUAGGUUCCGAUGAAGAGUGGUGUCCUCCUCUGCCAGAGAGGACCUAUCUGAUGGAAGGCUGCGAGGACGGGCCCCAGCCCCCGCAGAGGAACAUCGCCUCGUCUCCGGCCACCUCCUACAGCCACCAGUCGACCGCCACGCUCACCCCGUCGCCUCACGAGGAGGCCCGAGUCCCCCACGACCUCCCUCGCCUCCACCAACCGGACAGCCAACAGUUGUCACGCAGAAGGUUACCCUGCGGUCCAGUUCCAGUUCCCCAGGCGCCGAGCCCGCCGCUCACCCAGUCCAACCCCAACCUCUCUGGCCAACAGCAUCACGGCUCAUCGGAGGUUGGCACGCUGCAGUGCCAAAGUCCUGCCCAUCGCUGCCUCCACAGCCAGGGGCCGGCUCUCGAUGAAGACAGCGUCAGCGCGACUACACCCGUGCACAGUCGCUCGUCCCCAGCAGACACAAGCACUCCCCCCAACCAGAAAUCACGAGUGAAAAAAAAGGUGUCGAAGAGUUCGGCGUACAGGAGAGACAUUCAAGGAGACCUGCCGCCACCUCCAGAGCCACCGCCAGAGGAGAGCAGGUUGCAGGGCCCUCAGGGGUGCACAGAGGCCAGCAACGUGGGGAACAGCGCUCUGUCCUCCCUGGAGAGGAGCGAAUAUAGCAGCAAUAGUCACCAACGGAAAGGCUCGGGACAAAGACACGGCGAGAAUGAGGACAUGAUGGCGUACAGCAGUAAGGCUGGUUACCUCUCCAGGAGUCAGAUGUCCAGUAACUGCUCGACCACAGGAAGCUCCUCAUCUAGAGGCUCCACGGGCUCCCGCGGGCUCAACUCGGCCAGAAAACACAACGAGGAAAUGAGAUAAGGACACCAGUGACUGUCAGCGUACCUUCGAUGCCUCCAUCAUCCACCAUCUUUCCAUUGUGAACACGACGAGCUGGACAAGAGGAGAAGUUUUGGGUUUCAGGACACCCAGACUCCACGUCAUUGCUGUGAAAGAAAGACAUAACGGACUUUACAUCAUGUUUUUGGUAUUACUAUGAUUAUUUAUGAGCUACAGAGUUCACUCCUCUCCCUUGAUUUGUAAAUACCUGUGUCUGUACUGUUCUUUUGUGGGCUCUGGAUACAGGGAAAAAGAUGUAUAUUGUAUUUAUGAGGAUUAAAGUUAAAAAAACAAACAAAAAAAAAGUCUUAUUAUUAAAAAAAAGAAGAAAAAAAAGCUCGUCUUGAAUGUGCCAACCUUUUUGUCAAAAUGUAUACUUUUUGGAAAAGCAUUAACUACUGUUGCACUCUCUUGUUGUGAUGGCAAAACAACAGAAAAUACGAAGCACAAAGUGUGUUUGCUGGUCGAGAGGUGGAGGAGGUCAAGAAAAGCCAAAACGAGCGGGUUCUCGCUCCCGGGAUGGACACUUCCCCCACCCAGAACCGGGAUCCCUGCGCCCAUGUAGUCCGCUACGAAUGUCAUACUUUUCUAUGUUUCUUUUGGUUUCCCUGCAGCGAAACGUUCCGGUGUGCCAGCAGACAGACAGGCUUUAUAAAAGUUUGAUUGUAAACCUCCCUCCCCGCUCCUCCACGUCCGUCUGAGGGACUGUUUGCUGCAGUUGUGAGAUAAAAUUUGCAUAUACUCCUUCCAAAACAAACUAAAAAAUGUCUGUGGACUGACUUUUUUGUACUCUUGUUGUUUUGUAAAUGUACAAUAAAAUACAUUUGCUGAUCCAA